GAUUAUUAUUCAGUAAUAUGAAAUAAUCUGGGAAAAUAUACCCUACUCUCGGUUAAUUUACUGUUUUUUUUUGUCAUUUACAAAUUCCACAUGAGUUCACCUUCUGGUAGUCAAGAUUUCUCCUCGUUGGAUAGUCGUGAACGUCAACGUCAGCGUAGUGUGAAUCAAGCAUUUGCAGCACUUCGAUGUGUAUUGCCCACACAUCCACCGGAUAAAAAAUUGAGUAAACAUGAAAUUCUACGCCUGAGUAUAAAGUAUAUUCGAAUAUUAGAAGCUAUUCUGAAAUAUCAAGAAGAAGUAGAAGGACAUUCAUCUAUUUCAUCGAAUGGAUCACAUAUUGUCACAUUCUCUUCUUCUUCUUCAUCCUCCUCCUCCUCCUCCUGGACAUUAUCGUCAUCAUCGUUUAAUAAAAAUAAACCUUCGAAUACUCCUCACAAGAGAACAUCUUAAUUGGCGAAGUGAUUUUCCCGUAAUUAAUUUAUUCCUAAUCACAUUCCUUCACAAACUUAUCGUCUGUCUUCAUAUUUGAUGGCUUCACUUACAUCAGUGUUGAUUGCGUUUUCAUAACAAUCUAUCAUGACAUAAAAAAAACAAACGAAGUUAUUCUUCAUGUGAAUGAAUCCUUUAUUCUCGUAAUAAUUCAUAACUUCUGUUGUUUUUAUAUUUACAGUUUGCUGUAUGACCUAUUUG
Trichobilharzia szidati is the source of this 690-nucleotide messenger RNA. The record is from the annotation of a GenBank genome assembly. Lineage: Eukaryota; Metazoa; Platyhelminthes; Trematoda; Strigeidida; Schistosomatidae.